This is a messenger RNA of Globicephala melas (long-finned pilot whale), 2811 nucleotides long. It is a transcript of the gene YBX3, whose product is annotated as Y-box binding protein 3. Gene Ontology annotation, biological process: regulation of gene expression. The record is from RefSeq and is a predicted model, not a curated record. Gene Ontology annotation, molecular function: nucleic acid binding. Gene Ontology annotation, cellular component: nucleus. Lineage: Eukaryota; Metazoa; Chordata; Mammalia; Artiodactyla; Delphinidae.
UUCCUCCCGCGCCGCUAGGCGGGCGGAAAGGGCAGCGGGCGCCUUUAAAUGCUAAUGAAGUCGAUGCCCAACUCCGGAGCCAACUCUCCCCACCCUCUUCCCUCCCCGGCCCGUGCGCCGCCUAGAAAAACUUGUGCGGGGCCAUUUUUGGGGCAGUAAGAUCCAACGAGGAGCCCAAGAGCUAGCGCGCAGCCCGAGAGCUCGAGCCGCCUCCGCCGCCAGCGCCUCGAGAUCCGCACCGGCCUCCCGGAGAGCGAGCCCCGGCCGCCGCGACCUCCAGCCGCGCUAACCGCCGACCAACCGCCAACGAGGCGCCCGAGGGAGAGCGGAGGAGGCGGCAUGAGCGAGGCGGGCGAGGCCACCACCACCACUACCACCCUCCCGCAGGCUCCGGCGGAGGCGGCCGCCGCGGCCCUCCAGGACCCCGCGCCGAAGAGCCCGGCGGGCGGCGCGCCCCAGGCCCCGGCCCCGGCGCCCGCCGCCCUGGUCGCAGGCAACCCCGGCGUGGACGCGGCCCCCGCGGACCCGGGCACCGCGGCCCCCGCCUCUUCGGCCGCCGCGGGCAGUGAAGACGCGGAGAAGAAAGUUCUCGCCACCAAAGUCCUUGGCACUGUCAAAUGGUUCAACGUCAGAAAUGGAUAUGGAUUUAUAAAUCGAAAUGAUACCAAAGAAGAUGUAUUCGUACAUCAGACUGCCAUCAAGAAGAAUAACCCACGGAAAUACCUGCGCAGUGUAGGAGAUGGAGAAACUGUGGAGUUUGAUGUGGUUGAAGGAGAGAAGGGUGCAGAAGCAGCCAACGUGACUGGCCCAGACGGCGUUCCUGUGGAAGGGAGCCGAUAUGCUGCAGAUCGGCGCCGCUACAGACGCGGCUACUACGGCAGACGCCGUGGACCGCCCCGUAAUUGCGCUGGGGAGGAGGAGGAAGGGAGCGGCAGCGAAGGAUUUGGCGCCUCAGCCGCUGACGGGCAGCUCGCUGGGGCCCUGAGUCAGCGGCGCCGCCCCCAGUACCGCCCCCAGUACCGUCCCCAGUACCCGCGGCGCUUCCCGCCUUACCACGUGGGACAGACCUCUGACCGCCGCUCCCGGGUCUUUCCCCAACCCAACGGAACGCAGGCGGGUGAGAUUGGAGACAUGAAGGAUGGAGUCCCAGAGGGAGCACAACUUCAGGGACCAGUUCAUCGAAAUCCGACUUACCGCGCAAGGUACCGUAGGGGCCCUCCUCGCCCACGACCUGCCCCAGCGGUUGGAGAGGCUGAAGAUAAAGAGAAUCAAGAAGCGGCCAAUGGUCCAAACCAGCCACCUGCUCGCCGUGGAUACCGGCGCCCCUAUAACUAUCGGCGUCGCCCCCGUCCUCCUAAUGCUCCUGCACAAGAUGGCAAAGAGACCAAGGCAGGUGAAGCACCAUCUGAGAACCCUGCUCCAGCCCCCGAGCAGAGCAGUGUCGAGUAACAUCGGCUCCCCAGGCACCUUCACCAUCAGCAGGUGACCUAAAGAAUUAAUGACCAUUCAAAAAAUAAAGCAAAAAGCAGACCGCAACCUUACCAACACCAAAGAAACGUCCAAGCAAUAAAGUGGAAGACUAAUAACCAAAACGUGGACAUUAGAAUGUUCACUACUAUUCUUUACGAAGCAAACAGCUACACGACGAGAGUGUCAGCCAGUUUUUCCAGCAGCUGAGAUCCUGGGAAUGCCUGCACAGAACAAGAGAGCAACCUCCCCGGUUUCAGCAGCCACUAGGUUUAUAUUUUUUUCCUGGUUUUUACUGUUUUGGUAAUAUGAAUUGAAAGAAGAAAUAUUAAUACCACGUGGGGAGACCCCCCCCCCAACCAAAGAAAUCUAAAAUAUGUAGUAAAUGCUUUUUUUUUUUCCUUUUUUGUUCAUUUUGGAUGCUGGUGCUAAACUUCCAAGUGUCAUGAGUUAAAAAGAAAUUUUAUGCCCUUAUUUAUUUUGAGGAUGAGGGGAGGAUAACAUUUUGCUUUCCUAUGUGACUCUCUUUGAAAAUGUGCAGUAUGAAAUUCCUCAAAAAUAAAAUUUUUACCCUUGAAAGGAAAAGAUGUAUAGCUGAAGUAUGUUUUCGUAUCUCAGCUGGAGUUGUUUUGUCUUUUUUGGUCUUUUUUCGUCACUUCGUUCGCUGAAUAGUAAGCUCAAAGCCAAAUGUAUAGGUGGAAUAGUGCUCUUUAAUAAAUGCAGGCAUAUGAGCUGAGAGCAUAGGAAAUGGGGUUAUUUUUGGAAUGAACAGGUUCACAUCUGAGUUCAGCAAUAGGCAUGUUUGGUUUGGUGCUCUUAGCUCUUGACUAAUCCUCGUUGAGAUGGUUGAUGACAUUUUGGUCAGCAGCUUCCUUUAGAUUAAUGAAGGGGUUAGUAGUUCUAAUAUCCUUGAACUUCUAACCACAGAGGUUUUCAGCACCAACUGCUAUGUCGUGCUUAUAUAUAUGUGUCUUGCAGAAAAGAGGAAGGGGGCCUCUUUGCAACCGCACUACAAAUUUCUUUCCCCAGGUAGUAGAUGGUGCCCCUAGGUUGAGAGACACUACAGUGUAUGUCAGUUCUGUUGAGUUAACUUCUCAGAUCCACUGCACCUUUCAAAUUAUUUAUUCCCUAAAUCAAGUACAUACUUGAGCCUAGGCUUGCGCAAAGCACUGUUCGAGUGGCACAAACCAACAAAAGACCCGAGUCCCGCAGAGUUUGUGUUUUAAUGAGUGAAUAUAGAGAAUCAACAAAUAUGUAAACAAAUGUGAAAUUUAAUAUCAGAUGGCAAUAUAUGUUAUAAAGAAAAAUAAAACAUGGUAAGGGGCAGAGAUUGGCAUAAUUGUG